Molecule: messenger RNA, 644 nt
Organism: Leptinotarsa decemlineata (Colorado potato beetle)
Lineage: Eukaryota; Metazoa; Arthropoda; Insecta; Coleoptera; Chrysomelidae
Product: larval cuticle protein A2B
Cellular component (GO): extracellular matrix
Source: RefSeq, a predicted model, not a curated record
AUCAAAAUACAUCACUAUAUAAGCUGUUAAUUCCCCACAUUAUAUCAGUGUGUGGGUAAUCAUAUCAUAUCGAACAUGGUGUUCAAGUGCAUCAACUUGGCGUUGGCGUUGGUAUUGGGAGUCUGUUCUGGAACCAACAUCGGGGUAUACCCUAGUAGCCAGUUGGGAUACAGCAAUGGACAUUUAGGCUACAACAGUGGACAAACUGGCUACACCAGUGUGCAGCAACAUCCAGUUCCAGCGCCCACCGUUGUCAGCGAAGUCCUCCAACCCCAAAUAGCCACUGUAAACGUUCCGGUGGUACAGACAAGAGUGGAACCCUACGACCCCAAUCCUCAGUACAGCUACGCCUACACCGUCAACGACCAGAGUACAGGGGACUCCAAAAGUCAACACGAAACCCGCCAUGGUGACUCAGUUCGUGGACAGUACAGUUUGACAGAGCCCGACGGUUCGAGGAGAACUGUGGAUUACGCUGCUGAUCCUCACAGUGGAUUCAACGCCGUCGUGCAUAGAACUGUUGCACACUGAUUUUGAUGAAGUAUCUUUGAAGAUGUAUCCGUGAGAAAUGGUUUGGUUUUACAUGACUUUAUUCUUGAAAUGUUUGUACAUUAGAGACUUAUGGAAUAAAUUGAUAUUUUUUA